Yarrowia lipolytica CLIB122 is the source of this 1872-nucleotide messenger RNA. RefSeq lists its product as uncharacterized. The record is from RefSeq and is a predicted model, not a curated record. Gene Ontology annotation, cellular component: cytoplasm; actin filament; actin filament bundle. Lineage: Eukaryota; Fungi; Ascomycota; Dipodascomycetes; Dipodascales. Gene Ontology annotation, biological process: actin filament bundle assembly; actin filament network formation. Gene Ontology annotation, molecular function: calcium ion binding; actin filament binding.
AUGAACGCCAUCAAGUUACAGAAAAAAUUCCCAGUUCUCACCCAGGAGGACAUUUUUGGUCUUUGCGACUCUUUCCAGCAACUGGAUGUCGAUGAGAAGGGAUACAUUGACAAGAAUGAGGUGAUCAAGGCUGUGGCCGCCUCUGGACGAGCCACCUACGACGAAAUCCGAGAAGCUGUUCGAGAGAACAUCGUGGACUCGUCGGGUCGAGUGGAGAUGGAUGACUACGUGGAGCUGCUGGCCAAGAUUAAGGAAGGUAAGGGAUCCAAUCCUAGUGUGCGACAGGCCCCUGCUUCGCCUGGACGAGCCAACACCAGCCGAAUUGUGGUUGGAGGAACUGCCUCUGGUACCCAACACACCAUCAACCAGGAGGAGCGAGAAGAGUUCACCCGUCACAUCAACUCGGUGUUGAGUGGUGACGCAGACAUUGGCGACCGACUACCCUUUCCCACAGACACAUUCCAGGUGUUUGAUGAGUGUCGAGACGGUCUUGUGCUGUCCAAGCUGAUCAACGACUCUGUACCCGACACCAUCGAUACUCGAGUUCUCAACUUCCCCCGAAAGAAAGCCCUCAACAAGUUCACCAUGACUGAGAACGCCAACAUUGUCAUCAACUCCGCCAAGGCCAUUGGUUGUGUGGUUGUCAACGUGCGAGCUGAGGACAUCAUCGACGGUAAGGAGCAUCUGAUUCUAGGUCUCAUCUGGCAGAUUAUCCGACGAGGUCUGCUGUCCAAGAUCGAUAUCAAGCACCAUCCCGAGCUUUACCGACUGCUGGAGGACGACGAGACUCUCGAGCAGUUCCUGCGUCUUCCCCCGGAGCAGAUCCUGCUGCGAUGGUUCAACUACCACCUCAAGGCUGCUGGCUGGAACCGACGGGUCAACAACUUCUCCAAGGACGUUUGUGACGGUGAGAACUACACAAUUCUCAUGAACCAGUUGAAACCCGAAGAGUGCUCUCGAGCUCCUCUUCAGACCCAGGAUCUGCUCCAGCGAGCCGAGGAGAUUCUCACCAACGCCGACAAGAUUGGGUGCAGAAAGUACCUGUCUCCCUCCGCACUGGUUUCUGGAAACCCCAAGCUUAACCUGGCCUUUGUUGCCCAUCUGUUCAACACCUGGCCCGGUCUGGACCCCCUGGAGGAGAACGAGAAGGUGGAUAUCGAAGACUUUGACGCCGAGGGCGAGCGAGAGGCUCGAGUCUUCACCUUGUGGCUUAAUUCACUCGAUGUGGAUCCCCCCGUCGUCUCGCUGUUCGAGGACCUCAAGGACGGAAACGUGCUGCUGCAGGCGUACGACAAGGUUAUUCCCGGAUCUGUCAACUGGAAGUUUGUUAACAAGCGUCCUGCUAACGGAAAUGAGCUCAUGACCUUCAAGGCCGUGGAGAACACCAACUACGCCGUGGAGAUUGGAAAAGCCAACAAGUUCUCACUGGUUGGAAUCGAAGGAAACGACAUUACGGAGGGCCAGAAGACUCUGACCCUGGGUCUGGUGUGGCAGCUGAUGCGACGAAACAUUGUGCUGACUCUGGCAAGUUUGUCGCAGGGCGGAAAGGAAGUGUCCGAUUCGGACAUGCUCAAGUGGGCCCAGGGCCAGGUCCAGAAGGGUGGCAAGAGCUCUACCGUGCGAUCCUUUAAGGACUCGUCGUUGGCCAAUGGUCACUUCCUGCUGGACGUGCUCAAUGGUCUCAAGCCUGGUUACGUUGACUACGACCUCGUUACGCCCGGUGACACUCCUGAGGAUCAGUACCUCAACGCCAAGCUGGCAAUCUCUAUCGCCCGAAAGUUGGGCGCACUGAUCUGGCUGGUUCCCGAGGAUAUCGUCGAGGUCCGAUCUCGACUGAUCCUGACCUUUAUCGGAUCUCUCAUGUCCAUCUGA